Molecule: messenger RNA, 975 nt
Organism: Zasmidium cellare ATCC 36951
Lineage: Eukaryota; Fungi; Ascomycota; Dothideomycetes; Mycosphaerellales; Mycosphaerellaceae
Exons: 1
Coding region: 1-975 (324 amino acids)
Source: RefSeq, a predicted model, not a curated record
AUGUCUCUCCUCGGCCCGCUCCAGCGUACCCUCCGCCCCACCCUCUCCCUCCGCUACCAGCUCCUCCUCCGCCGCCACCAAUCCACAACCACCUCUCCAGUCCGCCGCAACCGCACCACAAUCCUCUAUGCCUCGCUCUCCCUCCUCGCCGGCGGAGGCGUCGGCCUCUUCGCCUUGCACAACAUCGCCCCUCCUCCGAUGCCAUCAGCCGGGACGCAUGAAGACAGAGUCCUGCUCGCGGACCUGAACAAACGCAUCGACGAGGAAUUCAAAGUCAAAGUCCUGCGGGGGAAGUGUUUAGGUGUCGCGAAGGCGCUGAAAGGGAAAGAGGGUGGAUGGGUGGAGAUAUUACCUGCUAGUGAGGGGAUGGAGAAGGAGUUUAUCAACACGAUGCAAGGCGCGAAGGGUCUAGCUGUGGAGAGGGUCUUCUGGGAUCGAGGCGAGCAGAGACUUGUCGCAGUGGUGUAUUUCGGUGGGGCGCUGAGUGGAUGGCCGGGGGUUACACAUGGAGGAUUGCUGGCAACGGCGAUGGAGGAGAAGAUUACAUUGGCGAAUUACCUCGCUGGAGGAGGGGAUUCCUCUGCGAAUGCGGCUGUUGCGCCGCAGAGACUGCCUGGGACGGGGAAUCAUGCGACUGUCACAGUCGAUCCAGCGUCUGUGCUUCCUGAACCGGCGCAGGUGUCUAUCGAUUACAAGAAACCGACGUACGCGAACAAUUUCCACGUCAUUCGCGUGCGGCCUGCGUAUGAUACGGAUGAGGAUGUGAGGAUGCCGGUUCAUGGGCACGAGUGGAUCGCGACGUUGGAGAUGAUGGAUAAGGAUGCGACGGUUUGUGUGAGGACUACGGCGAGGUUUGAUUCGAAGGGGGUUGGAGAGAGAGCGAAGGGAAAAGUGCAGGAGGGGGUGAGGUGGAGUUAUAGCGAGUUGAGGGAGUGGUUGUGGCCGAGUCGGCAGAGGGAGAGUUUGGGUGGGUGA